CGGAAGCUUUGCACGUGAGCUGUUGCACCGUGAAGUGCGGAAUCGUUGCACGUGAGGAUUUGAGCUUUCGUCUCUCACUCUGCCUAUGCUUGUGUUUUCGCUGGCCCCAACGUUCCUUAUCGUCUCUCUUUUCCAGAUCACUCGGUCUACAAGCAUUGUUAGAGCUCCCCUGCAGCACCAUGAAAUCGCGGCACGGCUUGCCCAAUCGGCGGACAUGAGUGCCAAUCUCCUCUCGCCAAGCAAGCGAAACCCACGGCGCAGCUGCAAGACUCCCUCGUCCCUCCCCUCUCACGUUCAACCGAGUUUUUCAGCCGCCUCCUCUACUAUUCACACCUACACGCUUGUGACAAAGACGACUAGUAGUGCUCCAUCCGUGACGCAAUCGAGUGCUACUACUACCAUCGCGGGGACACCUCCCUCCGAGCAGACCGCCCCCGAACAGAAACCAAUCCUCGUUUCCACCAGCUCCGCGACAUCGACUGCUACUGUCAGCUCUGGUACAAUCUCGAGCAGUGUAACAGUCGAUGGACACGCUUUCACCCUGACCAACAAAUGCUCCAAUGCCGUCCAUCCUGUUAUCGCGAGUACGGCGUGCGGGUAUAGUCCUCGAUGUGCAGAUGCCUUCUCUGGUUCUCUUCCGUCCAUCGGGUCGCUCGGGGCCGGGCAGACGAAAACUGUCCACGUUCCCAAGAACUUUGUUGGUCGUAUCUUCUCGCAGAACGGAUCCUGCGGGUCUUCGGGCGAGAAAUGUACCAUGCUCGAAUUCAAUCUGGACGCCAACAGUCUCUAUACCCCCAACUCGUAUGAUAUCAGCAAUAUCCAGGGUUUUACCCAGAGCAUUUCUCUUGGUGCGGCUGGUUGUGAUACUGUUACUUGCACCGGUCCUCAAUGCGAUUGCCACGACGCAUACCCUAUUGGGGACAUGACCGGCUGCGGUGCCGAUCUCCCUGUUCGGGCCUGCGGUGCAGGCGACAUUGCUUUCGAAGUGGUAUUCUGCCCGUAACCGCGCCCUCAUCUUGUUACCCUCUUGCUUUGUCGAUUGCCAUUCUGCUGUGUUGAAGUUUCUGUACACAAUCAUUUGUGAAUGUAUGCUGUACAUUUCUGGUCAAAGCGAGCAGCUAGCCGGCG
Mycena citricolor is the source of this 1128-nucleotide messenger RNA. NCBI's taxonomy places the organism in Eukaryota, Fungi, Basidiomycota, Agaricomycetes, Agaricales, Mycenaceae. The record is from the annotation of a GenBank genome assembly.